AUGAUCGUCGGUGUCCAUUACGUACAACAAUUGGAAAGAGAGACGUUGCACCAGGGUCCAAUUAAGGAUGCUCAGAGAAUGAAGGAGAAAAGACUGGCCAGAGAGAAUGCUGGAGGUGUGGAUCCCGAGAAAGAGCGCCAGAGAAUGGUGAACAAGAGCGAGCACGAGUACCAGCUUGAGCUACGAAAGAAAUACGAACAAAUGCAACCGUUGAGCGGAGAAGUGCGCACAAAGGACGACGAACUGGUGGAGCUGAAGAAGUGA
This is a messenger RNA of Kluyveromyces marxianus DMKU3-1042, 264 nucleotides long. It is a transcript of the gene PET117, whose product is annotated as Pet117p. Gene Ontology annotation, biological process: mitochondrial respiratory chain complex IV assembly. NCBI's taxonomy places the organism in Eukaryota, Fungi, Ascomycota, Saccharomycetes, Saccharomycetales, Saccharomycetaceae. The record is from RefSeq and is a predicted model, not a curated record. Bases 1 to 264 code for a protein of 87 amino acids. The transcript has a single exon. Gene Ontology annotation, cellular component: mitochondrion.